AUGGAGCUGUUUUCAUGUGGAGUCCUGCUGUUGGCCUUAACACUUACAGGAAGCAACGCACAGCUCGAUGUUUGUGGAAUUGCUCCACUUAACACCAGGAUCGUAGGAGGCCAGGAUGCUUCUGCAGGAGCGUGGCCCUGGCAGGUCAGUCUGCAAACAUCCGGUCAGCACUUCUGUGGAGGCUCCCUGAUCAACAAUGAGUGGAUCCUGACUGCUGCCCACUGUUUCACCAACACCCCAUCACAAACGACCGUUUACCUCGGAUACGAGUCACUGCAAAGCACUAACACUAAUGGGGUCUCCCGGUCAGUGUCACAGAUAAUCACACAUCCCAACUAUAACUCCAAAACUAAUGACAAUGACAUCGCACUGCUGCGGCUGUCCUCAACUGUUGAGUUUAACAACUACAUCAGACCUGUGUGUCUGGCGGACGCGGGCAGCGACUUCCCUGCUGGGACGACCACCUGGGUCACCGGCUGGGGCAACAUCCGAGACAGCGUUUCCCUUCCUUCCCCUGGGACUCUACAGGAGGUGAGCAUCCCUAUCGUGUCCAACACCGACUGUAACAGUGACCUCGGUGGUGGAAUCACAAGCAACAUGAUCUGUGCCGGCGUGACUCAAGGAGGAAAGGACUCCUGCCAGGGUGACUCUGGAGGCCCACUGGUGGCUAAAAACAGCUCCAUUUGGGUCCAGGCUGGAAUAGUGAGCUUUGGGAAUGGCUGCGCUCAGCCCAAUUCCCCAGGAGUCUACACUCGGGUAUCACAGUACCAGUCCUGGAUCAACAACCAGAUCUCCUCCAAUCAGCCGGGCUUCAUCACCUUUGUACCCUCCUCGGCUCACUUCAUCUACCUCUCAGUUCUUCUGCUGCUCUCCAUCCUCCCCAUCCUCUUCUCUCUCGUUGUCCUCUCAUAG
This is a messenger RNA of Pelmatolapia mariae (spotted tilapia), 912 nucleotides long. RefSeq names its product prostasin-like. Gene Ontology annotation, biological process: proteolysis. The record is from RefSeq and is a predicted model, not a curated record. The transcript is spliced from 6 exons. Gene Ontology annotation, molecular function: serine-type endopeptidase activity. Bases 1 to 912 code for a protein of 303 amino acids. Lineage: Eukaryota; Metazoa; Chordata; Actinopteri; Cichliformes; Cichlidae.